AUGGCUGAGUCAGCCCACCACAAAGAACUAUCAGAAUCCAGUCACGAAGAGGUUGGCGAUAAUAUAAUGAUGGAGGGGCCCGGGGAAAAUCCGGAGCGCGUUGAAGGUGCUGCUGCAGUUUCUGGAGAUGAUGGUAAACACAGCGAAGCCGCCUCUGGGUUUGGGGAAGGAGAGAAAGGUGAAGAUGCUACUGCUGGGUCCAGGAAAGAUGAGAGAAAAAGUGGGGAUAAUGAGGACUCAAAUCCAGACCGUCCAAAAGGACCUAUUGGUUAUCUUUCAGAUACAGACUUUGUUGAAAGUCUACCUGCGAAGGUUAAAUACCGUGUGUUAGCUCUUAAAAAGCUUCAAAUCAGGGGGCGGCGCCUAGCGGCCAAUUUAGAGUGCAAAUUCCUGAGGGAAUGUCAUGACAUUGAAAGAAAGUUUGCAGAAAUAUAUCAACCUUUACUAGAAAAAAGACGGCAGAUCAUCAAUGCAAUCUAUGAACCAACAGAAGAGGAAUGUGAAUACAGAUCUGCCCCUGAGGCUGAUGGUGAUGAGGAAAUGUAUGAGGAAGAGAUGUAUGGUAACGAGGAGGGUAUGGUACAUGAGUAUAUGGAUGAGGAUGAUGGUUAUGAGGACUAUUAUUAUGAUUAUGCUGCUGAAGAUGAUGAUGACCAUGAGAUCAUUGAGGCUACUGGAGAAGAGAGUAAGGAAGAAGAGGAUCCUAAGGGGAUUCCUGAUUUUUGGCUCACUGUCUUAAAAAACGUUGACACUCUCACCCCGUUGAUUAAGAAAUAUGAUGAACCUAUUCUUAAGCUCUUAACAGAUAUUAAAGUGAAGCUUUCAGAUCCUGGUGAGCCUCUGAGUUUCACAUUAGAAUUUCACUUCAAACCCAACGAGUAUUUAAAAAAUGAGCUAUUGUCAAAAACCUAUGUACUGAAGUCAAAGCUAGGAUAUUAUGAUCCCCAUCCCUAUAGAGGGAGUGCGAUUGAGUAUUCCACAGGCUGUGAGAUAGAUUGGAAUGAAGGAAAGAAUGUCACUUUGAAAACCAUCAAGAAGAAGCAGAAACAUCGGAUCUGGGAAACGAUACAAACUGUGACUGAAGAUUUUCCCAAGGAUUCAUUCUUCAAUUUUUUCUCACCUCAUGGAAUUAAUUCAAAUGGAAGGAAUAAAAAUGAUGACUUUUUACUUGGUCACAAUUUACGUACUUACAAUCCAAGAUCAGUAUUAUUUUUCUCAGGUGAUGCACUUGAAUCUCAGCAGGAGGGGGUAGUUAGAGAAGUUAAUGAUGCAAUUUAUGACAAAAUUAUUUAUGAUAAUUUGAUGGCUGCAAUUGAGGAGGUUAAAGCCUGUUGCAAAAACCUUGAGGUAUUAGUAGAAGAUAUUGAUCGCUGAGGCGAAGUAU
Molecule: messenger RNA, 1384 nt
Organism: Nycticebus coucang (slow loris)
Lineage: Eukaryota; Metazoa; Chordata; Mammalia; Primates; Lorisidae
Gene: NAP1L2
Product: nucleosome assembly protein 1 like 2
Biological process (GO): nucleosome assembly
Cellular component (GO): chromatin; nucleus
Molecular function (GO): histone binding; chromatin binding
Source: RefSeq, a predicted model, not a curated record